AUGCAAGUUUAUCAUUAUUGCUUGUUUCUUUUGGCAUUUAUUGCUGUACUAAUUAAUUCAAGAUAUAUUGAUCGAUCCUAUGAUAAUGAACAUGAUGAUGAAUUGUAUUUCCCAAGUAAUUAUCAUUUAGAACGAGCUUAUCGAUCACGUGCUCUCGAUCGAUAUAUACGCAAUAUGCUUGCUAACAAUAAUAAUGAUGAUGAGAAAUCUAGUGAAUCAGCAGCAUUUGAAAGACGUGGCAAAUCUAUUACAAAAGGCGAUCCAAGAGAAUUUAUGGGCUAA
This is a messenger RNA of Adineta steineri, 282 nucleotides long. The record is from the annotation of a GenBank genome assembly. Lineage: Eukaryota; Metazoa; Rotifera; Eurotatoria; Adinetida; Adinetidae.